AUGAAAUAUGGAAUGCUAAUCUUACUUCAUCUUUAUAUGUCAUUCACGCCAGCAGUUUAUGAGAACAUGGAAUGUGUUGACAACGAGGUUAAUCUUGUGGAUCAUUCUCAAGAACAAAUACUUCAAGCUGUUAACACCAUACAUGAGGAACGUAAAGUGCACUCAGACCCAAAACCAGCUAAUUUUCUUCUUGUCCAAGGUUCACUAAAGCUAAUAGAUUUUGGCAUUGCCAAAGCAAUUAUGAGCGAUUCGACUGACAUUCAACGUGAUUCGCAGUUUGGCAAAAUUAGUGCAAAUUCUGAAAAAAAGCCUCAGGUGGCAGAUUGUGGGUACACUGAGUUAAAUGCAUGUCACCAGAAGCAUUCACGGUGCAAUGAGACUGUUGCAAAUGGAAACACCAUAAAGUGUAGCCGUCCAUUAGACAUCUGGUCACCUGGUUUGCAUCCUUUACCAAAUGGUAUAUGGAAGAACGCCAUUUUCAGA
Molecule: messenger RNA, 483 nt
Organism: Ilex paraguariensis (yerba mate)
Lineage: Eukaryota; Viridiplantae; Streptophyta; Magnoliopsida; Aquifoliales; Aquifoliaceae
Source: the annotation of a GenBank genome assembly